Molecule: messenger RNA, 1397 nt
Organism: Dioscorea cayenensis subsp. rotundata (Guinea yam)
Lineage: Eukaryota; Viridiplantae; Streptophyta; Magnoliopsida; Dioscoreales; Dioscoreaceae
Product: UDP-glucose:2-hydroxyflavanone C-glucosyltransferase-like
Exons: 2
Coding region: 24-1397 (457 amino acids)
Molecular function (GO): UDP-glycosyltransferase activity
Source: RefSeq, a predicted model, not a curated record
UUGAAGCUCCAACCUCUUCAUCAAUGGCGUUCUCCGGCGACCAACCGCCACCUCACAUCGCCAUCAUCCCAAGCGCCGGCAUGGGCCAUCUCACACCUUCAUGCCGCCUAGCCACCACUCUCGCCACCCAAGGCUGCCAUGUGUCCUUCGUCGUCAUCCAUCCUAUGGUUUCCAACGCCGAGUCCAACUCCAUGACCACCUUCUUGUCCAGCUUCCCCUCCAUCCAUCCCAUCCACGUCAACGUCGCCCCACUCACCGGCUCCGGCGAUCCAUUCUUUCUCCAGUUUGAAGCCAUUCGCCAGUCUCCUCACUUGAUCCUCCCUCUUCUCAAUUCAUCUUCUCCACCAAUUACUUCUUUCAUCGUCGACAUCGCUUUAGCUUCCACCUUCUUACCAGCCAUUACUCCAACAGGGAUCAGCACUUACAUCUUCUUCACUUCCUCGGCUUCAAUGCUCGCCUUCUUUUCCUACUUUCCAAUUCACAAGGUUAAUAAAACCGCAGCGGCAACUGUCGGUGAUGUUGAAGUCCCUGGAGUGAGUCUUGUGCCGAUGGCUUCAGUUCCAAUGGCGUUGCAUGAUCCUGAGGAGCUUUUCACCAUCCAAGUACUAGAGAAUGCACGUGCUCUUGUGCAAGCUAAUGGAGUAUUGAUCAACACCUUUGAAGCUCUAGAGCCAAAAGCACUCAUGGCGCUCAAUGAUGGUGUUGUUGUGCCGGGAUUUCCUCCGGUCAUUGCUGUUGGACUAUUGAAGCAACUCUCGUUGAAGGAAAAGAUGGGUUUUCCCUGGCUUGACGAGCAGCCGGAGAGGUCGGUCCUAUACGUGAGUUUUGGUAGCCGAACGGCGAUGUCGGUGGAGUAUAUGAGAGAAUUGGGAGUUGGAUUGGUGAAGAGUGGAGCCAAGUUCUUGUGGGUGAUUAAAAUGAAGAAGGUGGACAAAGAGGAAGAGCAAGUGGAUUUAGAGCAGGUCUUGGGAGAGGAGAUGGUGGAGAGGAUCAAGGAGAGAGGAUCAAUGGUGGUGCAUGGGUGGGUGGAACAAGAGGAGAUCUUGAAGCAUGGAGCUGUGGGUGGGUUUCUGAGUCACUGUGGUUGGAACUCGGUGAUGGAGGCUGCGCUGCAUGGCGUGCCGGUGCUGGCGUGGCCACGGCACGGUGACCAAAGAGUGAACGCCGAGUUGGUGAGGAGGAGUGGGUUAGGGAUUUGGAUGGAGGAAUGGAGCUGGGGAGGUGAAGGGAAGGUGGUGAAGGGGGAGGAGAUUGCGGAGAGAGUAAAGGAGCUGAUGGAGAGCCCGGCGGUGCGCUCGUCGGUGGCGAGGAUGGCGGCGGAGGCGGUGAAGGCUGUUGGAGAGGGUAGAAGCUCUGAGAAAAACUUGGUUGAGUUCAUUGCUAAGUUGAAGGGGUGA